Molecule: messenger RNA, 1740 nt
Organism: Sclerotinia borealis F-4128
Lineage: Eukaryota; Fungi; Ascomycota; Leotiomycetes; Helotiales; Sclerotiniaceae
Source: the annotation of a GenBank genome assembly
AUGGCUCCAAACGACUACAAUCUUUAUACUACAAAACGAGCGGCACGACAAGAAGCAUGGCAUGGUCCAGGAACAGAAUGGAACCCUUUUGCGAAGACAACAAGACGCAGUAGUACAUUUCCAGCUCAGAUUCGCGAUGAGGAGGCUCUAAGAGGAUUGGACGAACCCGAAUUAAGGACUAUAAAUACUGAGAAUGGACCACGAUCAUCAGCUAGCAAUGCAGCAUUUGGUCAUGGUGUAAUGGAGAUGCAGGAUCUGGAUAAGACUACCACAAACAAUAAUGGACCUCCCAGCGAUCCAAGUACCGAAGAAACAAUUGUUGGAAGGCAAUCAUCGAGAAUACCCAGUGUAGAGGAGAAGGCUCGAUCAAGGUUUCUAAGCAGAUGGACCAAGAAGGAUAGGAAACAGGUAGAUGGCGAAGAGAAGAAGAAGAAGAAAGGUGGAAUAUUUAGUGGAAAGGAUUUGAAGCAUGCACCUUUCACCUUGAGGAAUCAAUUGAAGAAUACCAUCUUCAAUUCCUGGAUCAACAUUUUACUCAUCGCUGCGCCGGUCGGAAUCGCUCUCAACUUUACUGAGGUUAAUGGAAUUGUGGUUUUCGUGGUCAACUUUAUUGCUAUCAUACCAUUGGCAGCUAUGUUGAGUUUUGCCACUGAGGAAAUUGCUCUUCAUGUAGGUGAAAGUUUAGGAGGUUUGCUGAAUGCUUCUUUCGGAAAUGCUGUUGAGAUGAUUGUUGCAAUCAUUGCGCUAGCCAAGGGACAAGUCAUCAUUGUCCAAACCUCUUUGGUCGGCAGUAUUUUAUCGAAUUUAUUACUCGUCUUGGGAAUGUGUUUCUUCUUUGGAGGACUCAGAAGAGAAGAACAAUUUUUCAAUAAAACAGUUGCUCAAACAGCUGCAAGUUUGUUAGCCGUCGCUGUCGCCAGUGUCAUUGUUCCCACCGCUUUCGAUUUAUGGAGUGAGACAACUGAAGCUCCAAUUGCGGCCAUUUCUCGCGGUACUUCGAUCAUUCUUCUUGUGGUAUACGCCGGCUACCUUUACUUCCAAUUACAUACCCACUCUGGACUAUUCAACGAGGAAAGUCAAAAGGUACCAAUGAGGCCACGCAAGAAUGCCUUACCGGAAGGUGCCAUCGCAAAAGGUUUGGCCAAGGCUGGAGGAAUUGGAGCAGGACCUGGACGAGCGAAUAUCCCGCAACGACCACCUUAUGACGAACUCAUCAAUUCAUCUGCACUCGAAGAGGAGGAAGAGGAAGCAGAAGAACCACAAUUGCAUAUCUUGGUCGCUUGGGCUACCCUUGCAGGUUCCACUGCUAUCAUCGGAGUCUGCGCUGAUUUCAUGGUUGAUGGUAUUAGCGCACUUACUGAUAGUAAAGUCAUCUCUGAGGAAUUUGUUGGUCUUAUUCUCCUUCCUAUCGUCGGAAAUGCUGCAGAGCACGCCACCGCAGUCACGGUUGCCUGCAAGGAUAAGAUGGAUCUUGCGAUUGGUGUCGCGGUUGGAUCUAGUAUGCAAGUCGCCUUGUUCCUCAUUCCUUUACUGGUUGUCAUCGGAUGGAUCAUGGGUAAUGAUGCAAUGAACUUGAGUUUCGAUGGUUUCCAGGUCGCUGUUCUAUUUGUCGCUGUUUUACUUGUGAAUUAUGUUCUUGCAGAUGGUCGGAGCAAUUGGAUGGAAGGCAUGCUUUUACAAUGUCUUUACGUAAUCAUUGCAGUAUGUGCUUGGUACUACCCAGCAACAGGUGUCGCCUAA